Molecule: messenger RNA, 2310 nt
Organism: Cetraspora pellucida
Lineage: Eukaryota; Fungi; Glomeromycota; Glomeromycetes; Diversisporales; Gigasporaceae
Source: the annotation of a GenBank genome assembly
UAUGGCGGUGGAUUUUCUUUUGUGAUGGUACUAUCAGUUGUGAAAGGGCUUGUGGUGGGCUUGUGUGGAGUAAGAGUUAUUACGAAGGUCAUGCUUUCUAAUACUGAAGACCCUCUACCAGUACAAUUAAUUAUAAAAGGAGUACAUAAAUCAUCUGCUCUUAUGACACUAGAUCUAAAAUCUAUACGAAUCAAUCUCAGUCUUCAAACCUGUAAUAAAGCAAUUGCUGCAUGCCGUGCUCAUCAUAACACAGGAACAGAAAUUGCAAUGAAAGUAUUAGCUCCAUAUAAUAAUACAAGUGAAACUUAUCUGACAUAUCUGCACAAUACAAGUAAGGAUAUAUGUAUAGAGCAACAGCUAAAAAUAUUGAUUGAACGAGAUGAUCAAGAAAAAAUACUUUAUUAUCAGCAUGGUGAUAUCUUAGCACCAGAAAAUAGCUUUGAACAUUAUUAUCAGUUAACUGUAAGUGAUGAACUAUGGCUUAAGCAAGGCUGUGAUUGUGGUCAUUUUUGUUUUGGAAUAGAUAGAAAAUAUGAUUUAAACAACGAAAAAGCCCCUGUUAUUGUCAUAGUCAUUGAAGAUCAAGCUGGUUAUGGAUCAUCAUUAGUAUUUAGUCUAUGUGAUAAAGAGAACCAUCACAUAAUACAAAUAGCUGUACAAGCUGUACAAGCAAAUAUUCCAUGUAGUGAUCCUAAUUGCUUGCAUCAAUACAAUUAUAUUAACUUAUUAGAUAGAAAGGAAUUUCGACGUCAACUUGAAUAUGCAUCUAACUGGUAUCCACUAGCUAGGAUAGACAAACAUCGAUCUACUAAACUUGCAUUGCAAGGUCUUGUUCGCAACACAAUUCUUUGUUGGUUUCACAUCAUGGCUACAUUAGGAGAAUAUUUAAGAAUAUGGAAAGUAGAUUGGUUAUUACGGUAUCCGAUAGCACUUGUCUUUAAAAUCAUAGACAACUUGAUACGUGAUUUAAAAAUGAACUGGAUUUGUGAUGAAUGGCAACAAAGCUUUAUUGAUGGAGGAAGAAUGCUGCAAGUGUAUGACCAAGCCAAUACUGUUGUAAAAUUUAUUGAGCGUCUAUAUGAAAUUAGAAUUUUUCAAGAAGCAUUAGUUCAGAAAGAACUUGGUGAAAUUAAUUUUGAUGCAGGCUUGGCAACAUACUGGAAUAUGUGCAUGAUCGAACAUAGGCAAAUGUUACCUAAAAAAUCAGUUAACAAAAAAUGCUGUAUAAAUCAGGGACAUCUUUAUGUUCUUCUUGGCUUGGUUUUACCAAUUCCGAAAAAAAUGAAUUAUAUGUUAGUUGAAAAACAAAGUAGAAGAUUUUGUUCACUAUAUAACUUCUAUCCUGUUAAUAUAUCAACGAGAAUAUCAGAAAAGCUAAAUGAUAUGAUUAUCAAAUUAGUUAAUAGAGAUAAUCUUCAUAUACCUGAAACACAUUAUCUUGUUAAUGUAAUAUCUGGAGAAUGCACAUGUUAUGACUAUAUUUGGAAUGGUCUUUUUCGUGACGUUUGCAAGCAUGUGCAUGCUGCACGAUUGUAUAUAGAAGUCUUAUAUGGAAAAAUAUAUAUACAAGAAAUCAAAGAAAGGCUAGUAAAACAUUUUAAAAAUAAAGAACGUACAGUUGCACCUGAAAAAAAAAAUUAUAUUAUUCACAAUAGUUAUAAACGAAUUAUAAUAGCAAAGGAUCCUUUCCAUCCAAUAGAUAAUAAACCAAUUCUCAUAACAAGUGGAGCACCUAAAAAUAAUGGUACAAAACUUCGUAAGAAUAGUCAAAUUUUUUAUUCUAAUAAUAUACAGUUUAAUAAAACAGAAAAUACCUAUAUAAAUAAGGUCAAUCAAGAGCAUAAUAGUUUUGACAAUUCAAUACUUUUUGAAGUUCCAAUUGAUUUUAAUGAGCAAGAGCAUAAUAGUUUUGAUGAAUUUCUAAUUGAUUGUAAUAAUCAAGAGUAUAAUAGUUUUGACAAUUCAAUACUUUCCGAAGUUCCAAUUGAUUAUAAUGAAAGUGCUUCAAGGUUUGUAAAUCCUCACUCUAUUUGCAGGCGCAAUACCACUAGAACUCGAAAUAAACGUCAAAAUAGCUCUCAGACUCCAAAUAAUAAACAAAGAAAUGAUGCUACUUUCACUAUAAAAAAGUCACUGGAAGAACUUUUUCUUGAAAAAGAAUAUAUGUGGAAUCCACAAGCAUUUACAAAUGCAGCCUUGGCUAAAAGAUUGCGAUUGGAUGAUAAUCCAGCUGAAAAUGGUGUGAAAUUAUAUAGAUGGAUAAGUAAUAGAAAGGUUCGAGCAAAGAAUGGAAAAGAAAAUUCAAACUAG